Molecule: messenger RNA, 3206 nt
Organism: Helianthus annuus (common sunflower)
Lineage: Eukaryota; Viridiplantae; Streptophyta; Magnoliopsida; Asterales; Asteraceae
Product: PKS-NRPS hybrid synthetase CHGG_01239-like
Exons: 3
Coding region: 55-3129 (1024 amino acids)
Molecular function (GO): DNA-binding transcription factor activity, RNA polymerase II-specific
Source: RefSeq, a predicted model, not a curated record
UUUUUUUUUUUGUCGAUCUUCUUUGCUCUAUUAGUUAAAUUUUUUGAAAAAACGAUGUCGUGGUUCAGUAACUAUCUUUUCGGUGAUUAUUCUGACGAGUCGGUUGUUCCUGAUUCUUACGAGGGGACCGCUAUUUCUGACUCGUUUGAGAAACCGGUGUCGUCCAACUUGAGGGAGACAGAGGUUGUAUCUGGCAUUCGUUAUCGUGAUAACACGGUGCAGCUGGAUUUGAAUACCCCUGUGGAGGACCAUUACGCACAACAAGGUUAUUCGAAUUUCGGUUACGGUGGCGAGUAUAGCUUUGUACAGCAGGAGUGUUAUCCAAACGACAGUUACGGUUGUCAACAAGGUUAUUCGAAUUUCGGUUACGGUGGCGAGCAAAGCUUUGUACAGCAGGAGUGUUAUCCAAACCAGAGUUACGGUUGUGAACAGAGCUUUGAACAUCAAGUCUAUUCGAAUCUCGGUGACGAUGGUGAGCCGGAGGAUGUGUCUGUUGACGAGGAAGGUUGUUACCCGGUUACAUUUUCGUUUGAUACAACGCAGACCUUUUCGUCACGUAAAGAGUUGGUGCGUUGGGUACAAGACACGGCAAAAGACAAUGGUUACCUCAUUGUGACAAAGAGGUCGAAUAAAAGAGGAGAGAAUUACAAGAUUUGGUUUCAAUGUACUUUUGGUGGGGAGCAUAAGAGUGUAGCUACACAGAGGAAAACGGGUAGCAAGAAAAUAGGCUGCCCGUUCGAGAUGAUCGGGCUUUCGGAAUCAUCCGGAAGUGUUUGGAGGAUCGAGGUGACGAAGGCGAAGCAUAACCACACUCCUAUUGAAAACUUCGAGGGUCACGCGUAUGCGAGAAGGCUUUCUUCAGAGGACAAAAAACUGGUUAAGGAGUUGGCAGAGCAAGAUAUUCGCAACCAAAGUAUUUGGCGAACGCUGACAAAAAACAAUCCGGCUAGAAAGCUUAUUCCGAAAGAUAUACACAACGCUGUUCAGAAGAUCAACGUCGAAAAAAAUGUCGGUAAGUCUCCGAUGCAAAAACUUGAAAACAUUCUUAUCGAAAAAAAUUACACUUAUUACAUGCGCACGAAUGAGAUAUCGAACGAAGUUGAAGACGUCUUCUUUGUUCACGAAAAAUCAUUCACUAUGUGGUGUGCCUUCCCGCAUGUGCUAAUGAUUGACGCCACAUACAAAACGAACAUGUACAACCUGCCAUUUGUUCAGGUCGUAGGCAUGACGUCGACAAACAAAUCGUUUACGGCUGCUUGUGCUGUAAUUUCCGCCGAGAAGUCAGAGAACUACCUAUGGGUGUUGCAGAGGAUCAAGUCUAUGCUGGCAGGAUGUAUGGAACCGCGCGUGAUUUUAACAGACAGGGAUUUUGCGCUAAUGAACGCGUGUGAACAAGUUUUUCCAAAAGCGCAUAAGUAUCUUUGUCGGUUCCAUAUUCAACAAAAUAUUAAUAAGAACAGCAAGAAGAAAUUCUCUGACAAGGAGUGGAAAGAAUUCGUACGUACAUUUUGGACAUUGUGCGAGUCUACGACCGAGGAAAUAUACAUGUAUAACUUGGAAAACUUUGAAGCACAACUGAAAGAAGCUGACCGUGAACAGGUUUAUGAUUAUAUGAAGAAAUCUUGGUUGGAUCCGUACCAUGAAAAGUUUGUAUCUUGCUGGAUUAACCAAACUAUCAACUUUCACCAGACUACGACCAACAGGGUUGAGAGCAUGCAUGCAACAUUAAAAAGUCACUUUCCAAGUCAUCGCAACACACUGGAUAAACUUGUACUGUAUGUUGAUCAUGUUGUUGCUAAACAAUACGCCGAGAUUAGAAGUACCUUUGAAACAAGCCUCCGAAAAGUGAUGACGCACCACAAGAAGCAGCCCAUGCUUGCAUAUAUUCUCAGAAAGGUUUCAAUAUAUGCGAUUGAGCUUUUGAGUAUGGAACUAAAGCGUAAGGAAGACGGGUUGAGAGCCUACGGUGCAAGCUGUGGUUGCCAACUUUUUACCAGCUGUAGUUUGCCAUGUGCCUGUCGUUUGGAAAAGUUGGAAAAUAAAGGUCAGCAAAUCCGGAUCACACACAUAGACGUGUUUUGGAAGAAGCUUGACUUCAAGCCUGCAAGGAAUAAAAUAGAGGAUAUUGAUGUAGACGCGGAAUUUGAAAAAUUGAAAAAACAGAUCGAUCCAACACCCCCUCAAGUGAAAAGGAGCUUCUUUGAAAAGUUUCAGCAAAUCCUCAAUCCAGGGAACAGUAACAAAAAACCUCCUGCUGUUCUGAAGAAAACUCGUGGUCGACCAACAUUGAAAACGCAGGAAGAAAGAAAGGUUGAAGCUGCUAGACAAAGCUCUUACAUUCCGUCAGAAGAAACUUGGGUCGAUGCCUCAGACGAUCUUCCCCGUCACAGCUCGUACAUAUCAGCCGAAGAUUCUUGCAGAGGAAAGAAUACCAAACCGCUCAACCUACACCCUGAUUUCCCGAAUAUCAAGCUCGGUCCUAAGACGGAUAUAGCGAUCCGCAACUACGCAUCUCAGAUUCCCAAAGUGAUCCAUCCAUACAUCGUUAAAAUAAAGGACGUGAAACCAGAUGGUCAUUGUGGAUUUAGAUCGGUGGCUGUUGGGUUAGGAGUGAAACAAAAUUCAUAUUUGAAGAUCCGGGAACAGCUUCUAAUGGAGUUACGUAUGAACGAAUCGCUUUGGAGGCAGGUUUUCGAUCCGGAAAAUGUAGGACAUUAUGAUGCGCUGGUUAAACGGAUCGAUUUCAAGGGGGUGGGACGAGCAGGUAUCGAAAAUUACAUGUCGAUGCUUGAGACGGGGUUUCUUAUUGCCCAACGAUACGGUGUGAUUGUUCACACCUUCGACAUUCGUGGGAGCGAUACAAUUUUUCCUAUGCUGGGCGGCCCAAACGAAGCUGAGGAACCUCACCUGGUAGUUGCGGUUGUGUUCGUCGACAAGGGGCAUUUCAUACAUGUAGAGCUUGGAGGUUGUUAUCCAAUGCCUCCCCCAAACCUACUCUGGACAGCGAACAGAACAGAGCGCGCAGCAGCCUGGCAUACAUUAUACAUGGAUCAGAUCAACACGUACGAAAUGCUUACGUAUCGUGCCCCUGACCUUAAUGCAACCCCAUAUGUUCACGGUGUAUCUUAAAUGUGUUUAAUAAUAAUCACGUUUGUGUUUGUGUAUCUUAAAUGUGUUUAAUAAUAACCACGUUUGUGUUUGUUCAA